AUGCCAUGGAGUGAUGAGGAUAGUGAUUCAUCGGAUUCACAUUCAGAGUCUGAAGGCGACGAUGGAGUUAGCAAGAGAAAAGCUGGGCAAGGCCAACCCUCCAAGAAAACAGCAUCACAAGUGAUAUCUGGGAAGCGAAAGAGCAAAGUUGUGGACUUUGAGGCAUUGAAGCAAUAUGGGUACAAAGGUGGGCCGUCUGUGCUGAGCGUGCCCCCACCAAAAGAGCCCGAGAAGGAGCCAAACUGGUCUUGGUCUACCGGUAGGGAGGACAAUAAGGAGGGUGCUAAUGGAGUAACCAAGAAGGGAACUGAAGGAGAAGAAGAAUCUUAUGAACAACGACAGAAGACGAGGGCUGCAUUGGCCUCCGGGGAGCAGCUAGAACAUGUGCUAACGCGGAAUGACAAGAAAAACCUGUCGUUUUCACAGAAGGAGAAGAGGAAAAGAGAGCUUGGUCAGGCAAGCAGGGGAAAGAACUAUGUUGAAGAAGAGAAGAGGUUGUUGAGGGAGAGUGGUGUUUACUCUGGUUUUGAUACUUAA
Messenger RNA from Prunus armeniaca (apricot), 537 nucleotides. The record is from the annotation of a GenBank genome assembly. NCBI's taxonomy places the organism in Eukaryota, Viridiplantae, Streptophyta, Magnoliopsida, Rosales, Rosaceae.